Molecule: messenger RNA, 180 nt
Organism: Protopolystoma xenopodis
Lineage: Eukaryota; Metazoa; Platyhelminthes; Monogenea; Polystomatidea; Polystomatidae
Source: the annotation of a GenBank genome assembly
UGGCUUGGCAUGGCCGUGGCACAUAUCAGUUCAAAUCGGGCUCUUAUGCUUUUUCCCACGGAGUUGCGCUCUGCUCGCCGACUCCUCUUAAUCAGCAUAAGACACCUUAUUUGGCAGUGCUUGCAUCCCAGACGGGUAAUCUUCAGAGCCUGCUGGCAUCAGUUCGGUCGCCAAGUCUAA